This is a messenger RNA of Coniosporium apollinis CBS 100218, 1068 nucleotides long. RefSeq lists its product as uncharacterized. Gene Ontology annotation, molecular function: DNA binding; zinc ion binding. Lineage: Eukaryota; Fungi; Ascomycota; Dothideomycetes. Bases 1 to 1068 code for a protein of 355 amino acids. The transcript has 5 exons. The record is from RefSeq and is a predicted model, not a curated record.
AUGCCUACGGCAUACCGCAUCGAGCUAUCGCCCAACAACCGGGCCGGCUGCAAGGACACCGAAUGCAAGAACAAUGGUGUCAAGAUCUUGAAGGGUGAAUGCCGCCUCGCCACUCUUAUCGAGAUUCAGGAGAAGCAGUCGUGGGCGUACAAGCAUUGGGGCUGCGUUUCGCCUAAAGUCAUCUCCAACAUGCAAGCUCACUGUCAGGGAGAUCUGGGCCUGAUCGAAGGCUACGAAGAGAUGCCCGACGAGUGGCAGGAUAAGAUCGCGAGGGCCCUUGAACAGGGCCACAUAGAUGACGAGGACUACAAGGGAGACCCUCAGUACAAUCGACCUGGGGCAAAGAAACCUCGCACGCCAAAGGCCAAGAAAACCAAGGAUGAAGACGAUAAUGAUGAAGGUGAAGACGGCGAAGAUGGGCCCGAAAGCCCCACCAAACCGGCGCCGAAGAAGCGCGGCAGGCCAAAAGCUGAGCCUGCAGACGAAGAGGCUGAGGCACCCGCGCCGAAGAAGUCCAGGGGCAGACCCAAGAAGGCAGUUGCCGAUGAUGCCGAAGAGGAAGAGGAGAAGCCAAAGCCAAAGCGGGCUUCUAGAGCCAAGAAGCCCAAGGCGACUCAGGCCGAUGCAGCGGACGAAGAAGAUGAUGAAGUCGAGAAUGAGCCCGAACCGCCUAAGGCCAAGCGAGGCCGUAAGAAGAAGGACGCAGAAGAGGCCAACGGCGACGCAGACGAAGCUCCUGCUCCGAAGGCGAAGGGCAAGAAAACCACUGGCGCCGCAUCCGCCAGCAACGGUGUCAAGGCCCCCAGGCAGGUGCCAGAAGGAGCUCCUGACGCCCUUGACGGUCUCACGUUUGUUGUCACCGGUGUCAUCGACGGCUACACCAGGAAGGAGGCCGAAGCGGUCAUCAAACAGUUCGGCGGUAAAACCGCAUCAGGAAUCUCCAAAAAGGUUGACCACAUUGUGCUUGGCACAGACGCUGGCCCUAAGAAGCUCGAGAUGAUUGAGAAGGACAAUCUCUCAACUCUCGACUGGGAUGGCCUGCUGCAGCUCAUCAAGGACCAGUCUUGA